This is a messenger RNA of Chelmon rostratus (copperband butterflyfish), 2582 nucleotides long. It is a transcript of the gene spata2l, whose product is annotated as spermatogenesis associated 2-like. The record is from RefSeq and is a predicted model, not a curated record. Lineage: Eukaryota; Metazoa; Chordata; Actinopteri; Chaetodontiformes; Chaetodontidae. Bases 128 to 1810 code for a protein of 560 amino acids. The transcript is spliced from 4 exons. Gene Ontology annotation, cellular component: cytoplasm.
CACGUGACAAUGUUUACUUUAUUCUGUGCAGUCAAGCCGCAAUCGGCUGCACGGCGACGACUGUGCGGCUGGAAAUGUUUUACGUAUUUCAUUGAGAAACAUCUGAGUAAGUGCCAGACACAGCUGAAUGAAAGAGAUGAGUGCCUCCAGGCAGAGAGCCACAGAGCUCGUGGCCGCCUAUGAUCACAGUUUGGAGCAGCAAAUAGUGGGACGAGGCUCCAACCUGGUGUGUAGCGAUGAGGAGCUGUGGAAGAAGGUGGAGGUGCUGCUGAGGGACGCAGAUGCUCAGGAGACGCACUGCCUGGGUCUGGAUCCACUGAGGGUGAUGGAGGAGUCGCUCAAAGCCGCUGGGUCGACAACAGCAGCCGGUGCCGGGCGAGUCAGGGCCAGAGGAGGCCUUCAAGGCCUGGCUAAAGCGUUCGAGGUUGUGGAGCAAGCAGCGUUGAACCUCUACCUCGGUCCCUGGAGGGAGGAGUACAAAGUUGUUAAGAUGUAUUCCGGUAUGUUCACCCACUAUAUCAAACCAGUGCUGUCGAUGCCACAGAUUGAGAAACUGUUCGGCCUGCUGGGGUACCAGCCCAGCUCUUCUCGCCACGAGCAGCUUCGUCUCCAGGCAACCAGAGUCAGUCCUGCCUCUCUGGAGGACCUCCUCCGCUUGUCUUGUGCCUUCUUUCUGGCCCGCUGUGAGUGUCGCCUCCUUCUGACGGCUCUGGGGAAGCACGUUGGUGAGGCCCAGUGGGAGCUGAGUGUGGUGAGGGAGAGGCAGAGAGGAAACAGCCUACAGGUCGCCCUCGACAACACCAAGAAGAUGCUGGAAGUCACCCAGCCGCUGAUGAAGCCGUUUGAUGGAGAAGUGGAGGAGGAUCUGUACACUGAUGAGCAGGUUAAUGAGGGGCACAGAGGGAUGGUUGUCAAUGACGACGAGAGUCCCCGCUCUUUAACCUGGGUGAUUCAGAGCCGUGCAUCACCCCCUGCUGUCAAAACACACAGCAACAGAGUGAGUUCCCUGUCCUCCUCAUCCACCUCCCUGUCUGCCCGAGAGGGCACGCGCAUCUCUACACUCAACUGCCAGCUGACCAAGACGUCUCCACUGGAGGCAGACACCACCAGAAGCUCCUCAGCCAGCAUGAAGCAAGACAGACGUCCCUGUGAAGAGUCAACGUUUGACAAGGCGGACUCACAGUCACACAGUCUGCAGGCAGAAGCAAUGGGGCUUUGCAAGAGUGAGGCUGAAGCCAACAGCUUUUGUAGCUGUCUCCAAUCUCCCUAUCUUUAUGUCAAACUCUGUAUUCAAUGCAACACCUUGCACCACUUCACGUGUGCCUUGCUUCAGCAGUGCAACAUGGAGAGCCACCGUGUGGUAUUCGCUGAUAAUAUGACAGAACGGAUGGAAGAAUUGAGAGCAGCGUUACCACUGGAGGGAGGCCUCAGAGUGAGUGGUCGGAGUGUGUCACCGGUUCUCUCCAAUGCAGCCAUGUCCUCCUUAGUUCUCGGCGAUGAGCCUAAAUCGAUCAUUCCAUCUCUUCAUCCAAUCACCUACCAUAACUGCUGCGACCUCGCCCAGCCGGACCCUCAGGUCCUGUGUGUCAGCUGCAGUGUCUUCCACUCUGGCUCCUGUAGAGGACUAGACUUCUGCCAAAUUAACCACAAGACCAAGCCACUGGGAGUGUGCUCCUGUGGGACACCAUGUUCCAGAAAUCCUCCGGUUCUGUGCAGAUAUUGUGGAAAUGAGUACUGUAGGGAUUGUUGGUACAGAAAUCCUGUUGUAUGCAAAUGUGGCCAAACUUUUGACCAGUCAUCCUCUGUGUGAUUUGUAUUGGAAAAGUGUUGCACUAAUGAGGCACAGCUAGCAAAAUCACAGUGCCUUAAAUCUGCGUACUGGAGAAGGAUUUCCUGUUUUGAAAAUCAAAUACAAAAAAAAUCAAAAAUUCAAAUGUUGCCUUGACACAAUAUUCCAGUUUUUCUACUCUGGUCCUCUUUCUGAAACAUGCAUUACUAUGUCAGUUAUUCUGUAAGUGGCCAUAUUUACCAUUGCCAACAUUUUUUAAAUGUUGUGUGUUGUUGUGGCUUCAAGGUGAGAUUACGUUUGUUCUCUCAUGUCACUUAAAUGAUAUUUAGUGUGAAUCACAAGGAAGUCUGUUCUUAUCUGUAUUUGUUGCCUGCACAGACUGGAGUAAAAAGGGUCAAUAUGCCACUCGUCUUUGUAAAAUGUGUUUUUAUAAUUCAUGAGCAAAUUGCUUUGAUGAAAGGUUUGUAAUUUUGAAAAAAAGCACCUGGACAAUCAGGGCUCUGGAACCAAGUCAUAGGUACUUAUUACUUAAAUAAUUCUGUUGACAGAUUGACUAAUUUCAAUCCCAAAACAAAGUAUUUUUUGACAAGGUCUCCGUUGACAUCGCAAAAAGAACAUGCUUUAAAACACAACGGGUGGGCAGUGGCAAUUUAAUGUAUUUAUAUGAUGAUCUAUGUGUCAAAACUUUACGUUUCAGAAAAGAAAUGCCUUUUUAAUGUGUGUGACAGAACAGUAGUGGAUUGAAGCUGUUUUUAUGAGCACAUAAGGUCACAUUUUUAAUAAAAUAUUGAUA